CUUAUCUGUUGCCCGCUAGCCAAACUCGUAGGUUUUGCUUUGCUUUGUUUUACAACCUUGGCUCUCUUCAAUCUUCAUCCUUUAUUCAGUAAACGGAAGCCAUGGAGCCACCAUCGAUCGCUUCCACCCUCCCUCCCGAAAUAUUACACCUCAUCUUUUCCGCCGCCGCCGAACCCACCAACCACCGUCAACAGCAGCACACAUAUGCCGUAUGCACUCUAGUCAACCGCCGAUGGUAUCGCCCAGCCCAGCGUGCACUAUGGCGAAAUCCAUACCUACCAUCCAAAGCCAAAGCACUAAAGUUCCUAGAGCGACAUCUCAACCAAUCGUGCAAAGAGUCUUCCCCACAUUGUCUCGUCAGGUGUUUUGAUCUGACUGCGCUGAGAUUCAGUGAACCGGAGGAUACCGACUUGUUAAAGCGGUUUGCGAAUGGCACGCCAUUGUUAGAGUCGCUCAAGAUUUUUUGUGACCCGUUGGAUCCACGGACGCUUCAACAUGUUUUAACGGUUUGUCCUAAACUGGUUGAUCUGACAUUGACUGGAAGUGUUGGGGGUAUGCAAUCACGGUUCUUUUAUGAAUUGCCACCGGUGCGGAGUAUGGAACUGCAUACGCUUUCAAGUCGGUUGAUGCGAUUACGAUCACUACAUUGGGGCAGCGUUGACUGCACGAGAGGCGAUGGGCAAAAUUUUGCAAAGUUGUUGGCGACUAGUGUGGGUCCUAGUCUACGCGAGUUUUCUGUAGGAAUGGUGACACCACCUACGGGACAGAUUCCAGUAGAAGACGCCAUUCUAGCUCUCAUUGCACAUAAUUGUCCAGCGUUGGAAGUUGUUUCUGUUCAAGGAAAACCCGUUACGGAUCGUUGUCUAGAGUCUUUGGCGAGGUAUUGUCCGCGGUUAACGGCUAUUGACCUUCAAAACUGCUCUGGGAUCACACGGGACGGCGUCAUCAUGCUUGUUCGAGCGUGCCCUCAGUUAUCGGAUAUUCGAAUCAAGGGAACGCUGGCGAAUGAUAGUGUUGUGAGGAAUGUCAUUGCUAUGGCUGCUAUGCUACGCAGAACAGUUCGUCGUAGGGCUGGAAGGAUAUUUGCGCCGUGAUAUACCUGGCUGUUGGACUUUAUCAUUGGACUUGGAUACGAAGGAGUUUCUCUAUUUUUUUGUUUAUUUUUGAUGAAUUCUUUUGGUAGCUUGUGGUUUCUUUAUCUUUGGAAGGCGCUUGGUCUUGUAUACCCGCCACCUGAAAU
Molecule: messenger RNA, 1240 nt
Organism: Spizellomyces punctatus DAOM BR117
Lineage: Eukaryota; Fungi; Chytridiomycota; Chytridiomycetes; Spizellomycetales; Spizellomycetaceae
Exons: 2
Coding region: 102-1094 (330 amino acids)
Biological process (GO): SCF-dependent proteasomal ubiquitin-dependent protein catabolic process
Cellular component (GO): SCF ubiquitin ligase complex
Molecular function (GO): protein binding
Source: RefSeq, a predicted model, not a curated record